Molecule: messenger RNA, 1830 nt
Organism: Leptidea sinapis
Lineage: Eukaryota; Metazoa; Arthropoda; Insecta; Lepidoptera; Pieridae
Product: protein adenylyltransferase SelO-like
Exons: 12
Coding region: 111-1733 (540 amino acids)
Source: RefSeq, a predicted model, not a curated record
CAUUGAACGUAGUGCUUAAAUUAUCUUUGAACCCAUUUUCAAAAUUAUUGAGACAUUCCUACAUUUUUGUGUUGUAAUAAUUAAUCACAAAUUCUGUAUUAUUUGAUAUAAUGAAGAUGGAAGGCGAAACAAGAUUAAUGAAAAAUUUUACUGAAUGGAGAUUUAGCCAAUAUCCUAAAUAUAUUUUGUUGCCAAUUGAUGAGAACUGUGAUCAAGUUAUACGACCUAACAUUACUGAUAUUGUCUAUUCGGAGGUAACCCCACAGCCGUUGGAGCAUAACUUACGUUUAGUAUGUUAUUCCGAAGACGCACUAGUCAACAUACUGGAUUUGGACACAGAAAUCUGUAAUCGACUGGAAUUUGUCGAAUUUAUAGCUGGAAAGAAGUUACCAUACGGUGCCUUACCUGUCGCUCAUAGAUAUGGUGGACACCAGUACGGAGUCUGGGUUGGCCAACUAGGUGAUGGCAGAGCUCACAUACUGGGCGAAUAUGUCAACAGGUUGGGACAGCGAUGGCAAAUCCAGUUGAAGGGAUCUGGUCUUACACCUUACUCUCGCGUAUACGACGGAAGGGCAACCCUGAGAGCUUGUAUCCGGGAGAUGAUAGCUUCAGAAUCAUGCUAUCAUCUUGGUAUACCCACCACCAGAGCUGCAGCCUUAGUAGCAAGCGAUGAUCUAAUAAAUCGGGAUAUCCACUACAAUGGCCAUCCACGUCGAGAGAAGGCAUCCAUAUUGCUGAGACUGUCGCCGUCGUGGUUCCGAUACGGUUCACUUGAAGUACUGUCGAAGAGCGACGAGUUACCAGUUCUGAAACAAUUAGUCGAUUUUAUUAUCAAGGAAUAUUAUCCGGAUAUUCCACUUCAGGACGAGAAUAGAUUUAUCAGAUUCUUCUCCGACGUUGCCCACAAGUCUCUGGAUCUUGUUGCUCAAUGGCAAGGAUUAGGUUUUACACAUGGUCUAUUAAAUACGGACAAUAUGAGCCUCCUGGGUCUGACUAUUGACUUCGGACCUUUUGGUUUUGUUGACUCCUACGACGGUGGGUUUAUAGCCAACUCGUCUGACGGUGAAGGAAGAUACGCUUUAGACAAACAGCCUGAUGUGAUCGUUUGGAACAUCGGUCAGCUCGCAAACUCCCUCAAGCCGCUCGUGUCUCCAUCGCAGCAAGUUCACAUGUCGCAUAUUUUGAAAACAUUGGACACGUAUUGCAAGAACAAAAUACUAAAGACAUUUCUUAUGAAAAUCGGCUUACGGGAAGAACUAUGGGGUGACGAGCAGUUAGUGGAAAAGCUCUUGGAUAUGAUGCAGCAGACUGGGGCUGACUUCACGGCAACAUUCAGGCAGCUUGCUGAACUGGAACCAAAUGAGAUGGUUGAUCAACUAAAGAUGGAAAAGAAAUGGUCACUGAAACGGUUGUCUACGCACGCGUCUUGGGGAUGCUGGCUGGAUCAGUACCGAGAAAGGCUAAACAAGGAACCUGUUGAUGCCGUCUCUCAGGGGUUAUUUGAAGACGAGCGUCGGAGACGUAUGUUAAGUGUGAAUCCUGUGUAUAUACCUAGAAAUUGGCUUCUGCAUGAAGCUAUACUUGACGCAGAAAGAGAUGACUUUGAAAAGGUACAUUUUAUAAUGCAAGUCAUGAAAAAUCCGUACGAAGUGCAACCGGAGGCUGAACGACGUGGAUUUUCAGCGCAACCGCCGCAGUGGGCAUACGCUUUGAAAAUAAGCUGUUCCAGCUAACUUCUAAAAUUGAGUACGAAAGUCUGGGCUACUGCGUUCUCUACUGUGGAUCAUCUGCAAUACGACGCAAUACAAUAAAAAGUUACGUAAAAAUUAA